GAUCUUUGUGAGUUUUUGUAGAAAUGAUGGGGUGGUUGGAGUUCCGUACGGUGGUGGCGGUGUCGGCGGUGUUGAGGGUGGCUCUGAUCGUGUACGGGGAGUGGCAGGAUACCCACAUGGAGGUGAGGUACACGGACAUCGAUUACACGGUGUUCUCUGACGCGGCUUCACUCGUGGCUGCCGGUAAGUCGCCGUUUGAAAGAUCCACCUACAGGUACUCUCCUCUGCUCGCGUUUUUGCUCCUGGCCAAUUCGGUUCUGCAUCGCUCUUGGGGCAAGUUCAUCUUCUCAGCUGCAGAUUUGCUUGUGGGGUUGUUUAUAAGGAAGAUAAUGAAGCUUCGUGGGGUGCCGGAGGAUUUGUCUAUGAUUUCUGUGAUGGCUUGGCUGUUUAAUCCGUUUACGUUUACGAUUGGGACUCGUGGGAACUGUGAGCCCAUUGUGUGUGCUUUGAUCCUGUGGGUCUUUAUAUGUCUCAUGAACGGACGUGUGUUACAAGCAGCGUUUUGGUAUGGACUUGUUGUGCACUUCAGGGUCUACCCCAUUAUCUAUGCACUCCCUAUUCUUUUGAUUCUUGAUCCUCAUGUGUUUCGGCCCGGUCAGAAACCUAGCCUUCAACGUUGGGAACAUCAACAAGAAUCACCUCAAAGCAGCUUUAAGACAAGGAUUUCCUAUCUACUUCAGCCAUGGUUAAUUGUGAAAACUGCAUUUACACGAGACAGGAUACUUUUCUCUCUCAUAUCUGGGUCCAUAUUCUUCCUGUUUACUGGUCUUUUUUAUCAUCUAUAUGGGUGGGAUUUCCUGCACGAGUCACUGCUAUAUCACCUUACUCGUACUGAUCCAAGGCACAAUUUUUCCAUUUAUUUCUAUCACAUCUACCUUCAAUAUGAGAAUAAAAUCUCGGUAUUUGAGAAGCUUAUCUCAUUUUUGCCUCAGUUGAUAGUACAGCUUGUUCUCAUUUUGAGUUUCGCUCAAGACCUUCCGUUCUGCUGCUUUGUGCAAACAGUGUCAUUUGUGGCGUUCAACAAGGUAAUGACUGCCCAAUACUUUGUCUGGUUUUUCUGCCUCUUGCCUCUGUCACUUGCUUGGAGCAAUAUGAAGCUUAAAUGGAAAGGCUUAUCUUGCAUAGCAUUGUGGGUUGGUGGUCAACUUCAUUGGUUGUGGUGGGGUUAUAUGCAUGAGUUCAAGGGGCGGAAUGUCUUUCUUCAGCUGUGGGCGGCCGGCAUUAUGUUCCUAUCUGCAAACACAUAUGUUUUGGUUUCACUCAUCAAUCAUCACAGAUGUUCUCCUGUAUUCACGCGAAUGGAGAAAACUUUCAAGGGUGCAAAAAAAUUGAAGUGAUUAAAUAGUAGCUUGAUGGUCAGGUUCACAUGCUUUUGGCAGUCUAAUGCUGUGUUUCUUACAAUUGCUUUUUCGCAAUCAGAUAUGCACAUAUUGGUUGUUUGAAUU
Argentina anserina (silverweed cinquefoil) is the source of this 1445-nucleotide messenger RNA. RefSeq names its product GPI mannosyltransferase 1. Bases 24 to 1337 code for a protein of 437 amino acids. The transcript is spliced from 4 exons. Gene Ontology annotation, molecular function: GPI mannosyltransferase activity; alpha-1,4-mannosyltransferase activity. Gene Ontology annotation, biological process: GPI anchor biosynthetic process. Lineage: Eukaryota; Viridiplantae; Streptophyta; Magnoliopsida; Rosales; Rosaceae. Gene Ontology annotation, cellular component: glycosylphosphatidylinositol-mannosyltransferase I complex; membrane. The record is from RefSeq and is a predicted model, not a curated record.